UUUAAAUAACUUAAAAGUAUGGGAAACAAACAUUCUACACAGAUUCAAGCUUCUCAGGAAACUGAAAAGAAUAAGAACACUUUAACCAUGCCUAAAAAGACUAAAAAGUCCAACAAGAAGGCUCUCAAGGGCAAGGCAAAAGCAGAUUCCAACUCUAAAGUCAAUAUCCCCAAAGAGUACUCCGACCCUGCCCAUUUCGAAAUUAGCGACGACGAAGAAGCCGAGGACCUCUACCAACAACCAUCCUUCCUUCGCCGCCAUACUCCUCUCCUUGUCUUCAAGAACAAAUAUUGCCAGGCAAAGUAAAUCUGCUCUGGCCUAACCGGUAAUAAACCUCAGUUAAAUAAAUUCGGAUGGUUUCCUGAUUAACUGUACAAGCUUCACUUCUGGAAGGGGAUCUGAAGAAGUCAUCCACACAAAGAGGCAACUUACCGGAUCUAAUAUCUUA
Molecule: messenger RNA, 448 nt
Organism: Moneuplotes crassus
Lineage: Eukaryota; Ciliophora; Spirotrichea; Euplotida; Euplotidae
Source: the annotation of a GenBank genome assembly